Dreissena polymorpha is the source of this 4241-nucleotide messenger RNA. RefSeq lists its product as uncharacterized. Gene Ontology annotation, cellular component: nucleus. Gene Ontology annotation, molecular function: DNA-binding transcription factor activity, RNA polymerase II-specific; RNA polymerase II cis-regulatory region sequence-specific DNA binding. The record is from RefSeq and is a predicted model, not a curated record. The transcript is spliced from 5 exons. NCBI's taxonomy places the organism in Eukaryota, Metazoa, Mollusca, Bivalvia, Myida, Dreissenidae. The coding region runs from base 74 to 2134 and encodes 686 amino acids. Gene Ontology annotation, biological process: regulation of transcription by RNA polymerase II.
AGUGUUUCAUAGCAUCAAGUUCGAUGAAGCAUAGAGUCUGCACCAAGAUAAUUUAGCACAAAGUAUUGGAAAUAUGGAUACCAAACGUAGCAAUAUAUUGGAAAUUCCCGAAAUCCAGGUUGCCACAGAAUACGAAAAAGUUCAAAUCACAUCUAACCGUGACUCGCCUUUGGAAUCGUGCAGCGAACGCUUGGUUGAUGUUAACGAACAUAAGAGUAAUAGUCUCGCAGAUGAAACAUCAAGUAUGGAUUUUGAAUUUGUUAGUUCUGAUUUAGACCAUGGCACAGAUUUCACUAUAGAUAAUUCUUCAGUUUUCGGAUUGGCAGAUUCUGUUAUUGUUGGGACACACGAGUGUGAUGAUUUCUUCAGAGAUUCGCCUUGCUUUAAUGGCCCGGGAUGUUCAAGACCGAUUUAUGGCCCUGGUACUGAAGUCGCAUUGUUGUCGGAAACAACAGAGAGAAGAUUGCUUCCCAAUAUUGGACUGAGUCUGCAGAUUAUACCAUUAAAUAAUCUUCACUAUAUUUCAACUGUUCAGACGAAUAAAGGGAUUCAUAUCCUAGCUGUGCCUGGUCGAACAUCUGUGAAGAACUUUGAUGGAAAUAUUCUGCAAAGUCUUUCCGGACCAGAUUCCGUACAGAAGUGUUCCAUCGAAGAAAUCAAAACUACAGAUUCUAUCAUUACGACGCAGUCAGUGUGUGACCAACACAGUUUCAGCCAUUAUAAUAUUCUUAACAAUGACCAUGUUCCGAAGAUUGCAACUGAAAAUAGUUUGAAUUGUAAGUCGUUUACACCAAUCAAAGAACACGUCUUUUUAACAUCUAGUAAAUGCAGAGAACUUACUUCGGUAAAGGAUAUGUGCAAAUCUGUUAUUUCACCAAAUGUUUUUAAGCUCGUAUCUUUAGACGCCCAUUUUGACGCUGAGCAGAAUGAUAAUAACGUCCAAAAUUCAAGUGUUAAUGGUCACGAUAAGAAAAUGAUUUCUUUAUUAAAGUCUGACAAUUUUGAUGAUUUACCUAAAGUUAUAAAGCCGUUUAAAAGGAAAUGUGUUAAAUUAACCAUUCCACUGAAAGGCAUAAAGACACAAGCCCCUAAAAGUUCUGUUGUUACAGCUCGUUUAAAUAAAAAUAAAUCACCAGUGAAUAAAACUAAAUCAAUAAAUAGUGUUCUAUUCAGUCAAGUAUGUUUAUCAUCUGAUGAUGCUGCGCUUUCAAAGCCAUCAACGGAAGUAUCAGAGGAAAUGUUUGAUGAUCUCGGUGCAACAAAAUUUGUUUCUUUCGUUCAAACUUCAUCAGAAGUGAAAGAAAUUCCCAGUAGUGAUUCAUCUUUAGCGUUUGAGUGUAUUAAAAGUCAAGCAGUUUUUGCUGGAAAAGGAAAUUUAAAAAAACAAUUCAAAGCCUCUAUCAAUGAAUAUGAUGUAACAGAUACAGAAUCGUUUAAACGACUUACUUACUCUGACAGGAAUAAAAAAAAUACCGAUUGUAUGAACUCUGUUGACAAAACUGAAACUGUGACGUUAAGUAAUUUAGAUGGAAAGAUUUGUUUGAGAAACACUUAUUUAAACAUACUCGGUACAAGUCAAAUUAUAACUGAAGGAAAACCUCCGUCAACAAAAAAUGCAAAGAGUCUAAAUGUAGGACCAAAUUAUGGAGCUGAAACUGAUGCCGUUAAUCAAGAGAUUGUGAAAGGAAGCAAUGAAUGUCUGAUUUGCAACAUAUCCUUCAAGACUAAAGGAAACUUAACUCGUCACCAACUGCUCCACUCGCAAUCCGGGAAAACAUCCCGGUUCACAUGUUCAGUUUGUAACAAAGGGUUUCUACAGCGUUGCGACCUGAAAAGACACACGUUAACACACAAGGACGGUCAUCCACAUCGUUGCAAUACCUGCAAGAAAGGAUUUUUGCGGAGAAGUGACCUUGUUCUACAUGAACAGUACCAUCUGGGGUCGCGGUCUCAUUCCUGUCGUUUAUGCUCGAAAUCUUACAUAAAACAAGGCGACCUUUCCCGCCAUGUAAGACAGUCCCAUGCCACGGUUUGCCAAUACCGCUGCUCUUCUUGUUCGAUGGGCUUCUCUUCGCAAAUGUCCCUGUAUGCGCACACAAGGAUAAAGCAUUCACAGCCUCAUGAUGAUCAAUGAAUAAAACGCAAUAUGCAGUUGCAUUUAGUCCUUGAAAAGAAUGCGGAGCGACUUUGUAAUAUUGAACACGUCAUAUAUAUUUAUUUAUAUUUUAUUAUAGUCUCAUCAAUAUACACAGUAUAACAUUACAUACAUAUCACAAAUUAAAAAACAGUUCAUUUACAAUCUAAAAGAUUUACAAGAGACUUAAAUAACAUGACAUACUCAUUAAUCUCAACAAUGCAUAGUGAUCCAUAGGUUUCACUUUAUAUACAGAUCAUACAGGUAAAAUCUUAAGUACAAUGUAUCCUUGUUUAUCGUGUAUGUGAUUGCACAUUCAGAAGCAACGGGAAACGAACAUGUCAUGCAAACACGUUAUUGUAUAGGAAACUUGUAUUUUAAUGACAGCCGCGUAUUUUUUCAAUCUCUUCUUCUUUAAAAGUGUUUUAUACAGAAGUAAUUUACGUCUAUAAAUUGUAUAUACAUAAACAAGAGCAAUUUUAACGAAAUUCAAACUUAAAGACGUACACACAUUAAUAAUAACGUAUUUGUUUACACCAACGCGAAAAACGUUCGUAUUGGCGUUAAAUGGUAUUUACAGUAUUGCGAUUAAGUUCACAAAAUGCUGAUACAAUUUCAGGUUAAUACAAAUAAUACAAGGCAAUCUUAUAGGCACAAGUCUUUGCUGAAAUUAGCAUGUCCACGUAUAAAACCUGCUUCAUGCCCGACCAUGUAAUUUAAAACAUUUAUUUGCAUGAUCAUUUUGCAUUCUCCGGGCUUUGUUGAAGUGGGUUGGCGUGACGACUGCUAAUAUAAAAUCGAUAAAUAAUUGGGUCGUGCUCUGUGAAAAAGGGAUCGAAUGCAUGUGCGUUAACUGUCGCCCCAGUUUAACCUGUGCAAUCAAGGACGACACUUUCCGCUUUUUUAUAUCUUAAUUUUGAAGAAAGUGUCUUCUUAUCAAAUAUCCACUUUAUGCAGAAAGUGUCGUCCCUGAUAAGCCUGUUCGGACUGCACAGGAUAAUCUGGGACGACUUUGAACACACAUGCAUUAAACCCCCUUUUAACAUAACGCGGCGCAAUUAUAUUUUAUUUAAAUGUAUCGCGACCAAGUUAUGUAAAUCGUGAUUAUUAAAGAACCUGGAGCCAUAUUCACCAAACACUCCUUAGCCUUUUGUCUUAACAUAUAAUCUUUACAUAGGAAAAAUCCAAGAAUUUGCUUAAAUGUUUAGUCAAACCUGGCAUUAAUCACCUCUAUCUACAUUAUUCUUUAUGUAGAAUAUUUUGGUUGACAAACUCGCUAGUAGUAGCCUGUAUAUAUGUACAAUGUAUAUUCUAAUAUUUCUCAUAUAUUUCUUGGUUUUUAGUUUUUUCUUUAUUCUUAAUUCUAAGAAUGGGUUGGUGAACACAGACACGUAGUGAUGUAUAAUUAAGACAUUUAUCUCAUCAAAUUGCACAAUUGUGCAUCUUGCUUGCAAUAUUUUAUACCAUUCCCCCAUGCGCAUUGUGUAACACGUAUUAUCACAUAUUGCAUGGCUUUGACGGAUGCAUUCUACGAUAUGCUGAAUUGCGUAAUGGUUGUUUUUCUUCUUCAAUCGGGAUUUUAUACAUCUUUAAAUACAGAUAACAAUCAUUUAUAAGCUUUUAGCGUCUAGUUUAAACGUUGCGUGCAUCUUAUGGUUACAAAUACCCGAUUAAUACCGUUUUUGCAUUUGCUAAAUAUUUUAUGUGAUUUGUUAUGUGUUCAUGUAUUGGUUGUUAAGAACAAGUAAAACAUCUCCAUCGCAUAAUCGUUCAUAAAAGUUCCAUAUUUUAUUGAUACAAUUUAAAGAUCCAUUUAUGGCACUUAUCUGACAUUUGAAGAUUAUAAUUUUGAGAUAUGAUUUAAACGGCAGGAUAAUCUUUAUGAACAAUCGUUAAUGCAUGACAAGAACAUUUGAGUGACUGCCAGUGUGAGAAAGUAGCGUGUUUCUAAGUUAUAACUUCCGACACUCAUUUUAUUCAUGAUUGUGUUGCAUCUAAAACAUAUGAUACGAUACUCUCUUACGUAUGUGUGCAUAUCUGUAUGGUGUAUAGUGUCUUUCAUUUUUAUACGCCCGUAUAAAAUACGGGACGUAUUAUGUGAAACCCC